Cryptococcus deneoformans JEC21 is the source of this 837-nucleotide messenger RNA. RefSeq names its product late endosome to vacuole transport-related protein, putative. The coding region runs from base 65 to 703 and encodes 212 amino acids. NCBI's taxonomy places the organism in Eukaryota, Fungi, Basidiomycota, Tremellomycetes, Tremellales, Cryptococcaceae. The record is from RefSeq and is a predicted model, not a curated record. The transcript has 5 exons. Gene Ontology annotation, cellular component: ESCRT III complex; multivesicular body. Gene Ontology annotation, biological process: late endosome to vacuole transport; endosome transport via multivesicular body sorting pathway; protein transport.
CCGGCCCAGUCGACCGCGAGUGUCAAUCCGGAAACCACACAUAAACUCACCCCAGCACGGAGGCAUGAAGUCUGUCAACAGAUGGCUGUAUGGCCCCACCCCGGAAGAGAAAGUACGCUCAUGGCAGACCAAGCUGCGACAACAAGAGAGACAACUUGACAAAGAGAUCCGUAACCUCGAGACUGCUACCCAGAGAUCAAGAAUAGAGCUGAAGCAACUGGCGAAAAAGAACGACGUGAAAUCAGCAAAGAUCUUGGCAAGAGAGGUCGUCAGAGCGAACAAACAGAGGGAUAGGCUGGAAAGUUCAAAGGCAAGGAUUAAGAGUGUGAAUAUGCAACUCCAACAUCAACUCUCUAUGGUCAAAGUUACAGGAGCAUUCCAAAAGAGUACUGAAAUCAUGAAAACUACAAAUGCCUUAGUCAAGCUCCCCCAACUGAGCGCUACUAUGCGUGAAAUGAGCAUGGAGAUGAUGAAGAGCGGAAUCAUGGAAGAGAUGAUGGAAGAAACCCUUGACUCUGUAGAUGACGAAGAGAUAGAAGAGGAGGCAGAUGCGGAAGUUGACAAGGUGUUAUAUGAGCUCACUGACGGCAAGUUGGGUCAAGCGGGGGCCGUGGGGGCUGCCUUACCUGCCGAGGAGGAAGAGGAGAACGAGGAGGAGAUGCAGCGCAUGAGAAAAGAAAUGCAGGAGCUGUUGAGUUCAUGAUGAUCGCGGUUGAUGUUGGUGACGUUUAUAUGAAGAAGAGGACUAGUUGUUAUGCCCAUAAUAUCCAAUGUCCGUUAGAUAUUCCAUGUAUUACCAGGGACAACAUAGCCACCGACUCUUUCCAUGGCUCCGCU